GGUCGGGCCAUUGACUUUGACGUCUGGAUAGAUGACCUGCAGCUUUUCUUACAGUGCGAUAGGGCAGACGGCCUCUCCCUCUUUGACCUCACUUCUGGUGCCUCUCCUGCCCCCACUGCUGAUGCUGACGCCACUGUUCGCUCACAGUGGGCCACGCGCGAUGCUGCUGCACGUCUUGCUGUGCGUCGCCACCUGCCUACCUCUGAGCGUGCGCACUUUAGCCAGUACAAGAGUGCUCACACCUUGUACGACGCUGUAGUUGCGCGCUACUCCUCCCCUGCCACUGCUGCACUGAGCCGCCUCAUGCUACCGUACCUCUUCCCUGACCUUGCUGCCUUUCCCACAGUCGCUGACCUCAUUACGCACCUCCGCACUAGUGACACUCGCUACCACGCUGCGCUUCCUGCUGAGUUCUGCGCCAAGAACCCCCCCCCCCCCAUGUACAUCACCCUCUACUACAUAGUCACCCGUCUCCCUGACUCCCUUCGCGUAGUCAAGGACCACUUCCUCUCAGUUUGCCCCACCACUCUCACCGUUGACCUCCUCGAGAAGGCCCUCUUAGCAGCAGAAAAGAGCAUAGUGGCUGUAGGAGCCUCUCGUGGUGACCCUCGCACCCCCAUCUUUGAGGGGUGUUCCCCCUCCCCUCUUUUGCCCUCUGUUGCCUCUGCUGCUGCGGCCGACCUCGUUGGUCUCGAGUCGGUCGGCGCUGCGUCUGCCCCGAGCGGGAGACGCCGCACCGGCAAGGGCAAGGGGGGCAAGGGUGCUGGAGGGGCUGGCGGGGGUGGCAGAGGUAGCGGUGGCGGCAGUGGAGGGGGUGGGGGUGGUGGUGGGAGUGGUGGCGGGGGUGGAGGUGUCGGCGGCGGCAGUGGAGGCAGCGGCGGCGGCGGCGGUGGCGGUGGGAGCGGAGGUGGCGGAGGUGGCGGCGGUGGAGGAGGCGGCGGCGGAGGAGGUGGAGCUGGUCGGGGUGGCGCUGGGCAGAGGGUCGGCUCCGGUGGUGGUCAGCGCCAGCAGCAGCAGCAGCAGCGGCAGCAGCGCACUCGUGACACCCCCCCCCCUCAGCAGCUCCGUGAGUGGUACGCUGCACGCCAGCGGAGUGGGGGUACUGGUCCGUGCACCUACGUCCUACGCACCGGCGACCGCGCGGGUGAGCAGUGCGGGGGUGCGCACUCCACCCAGCGCUGCUUUGGCCGCCUGACGGACGCUUGGUGUCACCAGUUCCCUGAGGCCACUGAGAUCCCCCGCUGGGGCGAGCUGUCUAGGGCGGGUGUAGCUGUCUUUGACCUUGACUUUGAUGCUAUUCUUGCUGCCAUGUAUGCUGUGACUAUUAGUGAUGAGGGUGACUGUUACCGGUGUUUUCCGCCCGACCCGGGCAUUGAGACUGCUGCUCUAGGUACUGGUGAGGCUGCUGCUCUAGGUGCUAGCGAGGCUGCUGCUCUAGGUGCUCGUGCGUCUGCUCACUCAGGUGCUGGUGAGUCUGCUCUCUCAGGUACUGCGUCGGCUUCGGCCUCCCACACCUUCACCCUUGACUCGGGGGCUUCUCGCUCCUUCUUUCGAGACCGCACCACACUCACGCCGCUUGGCCGGCCAGUUGCAGUCUCUCUGGCAGACCCCUCUGGGGGUCCUGUCCUUGCUCACUUCUCCACUGUCCUCCCGUGUCCGGCGGCCCCCUCUGGCACCCUGUCUGGUCUUUACCUCCCCUCGUUCUCUACGAACUUGGUGAGUGGUGCUGACCUACAGGAUGCGGGGGUUCACCAGUUCACUCCUGCGAGUCAGCGGGUGACCCACUGCACGGACGCUCGGACAGGCCGACACCUGGCCACGUUUACACGUCGGCCGGGGUCGAGCCUGUACACACUGACCACUGCGUCUCCUCCAGUCACUGCGUCUGGUCAGGUAGCUGCGUCGGGUCAGGUGUUUGCUGCAGCGUCCAGGUCUGGUCCUGAGUCUGCCCCCUGUUCGUGUCGCCUCCUGUCGCACGAGACUCUCCUCUGGCACCACCGCCUUGGUCACCCCUCCCUGCUUCGUCUCCGAGGCAUGGCCUCCCGUGUCCUUGUCUCUGGUCUUCCCCGGUCCCUCCCUCCCCUUCCUCCGGGGCCAGGCCCUACCUGCGUCCCUUGUACGCUUCACAUGGACGUGUGGGGCCCGGCUCGCGUCCGUGGACAGGGUCACGAGCGCUACUUCCUGCUGGUGGUUGACGACUACUCGCGUUACACCACAGUCUUCCCCUUGCGCAGCAAGGGUGAUGUCACUGAGGUGUUGAUCGACUGGAUCCGCGCAGCUCGUCUCCAGCUCAGGCAGAGCUUCGGCUCGGACUUUCCUGUUCUGCGUCUGCACUCUGACAGAGGUGGAGAGUUCUCCUCUGGCCUUCUGCGAGCCUACUGUCGUGCACGAGGCAUCCGCCAGACCUUCACGCUUCCGGACUCUCCACAGCAAAAUGGGAUUGCUGAGCGCCGCAUUGGCAUGGUCAUGGACGUCGCCCGUACGUCCAUGAUGCAUGCGGCUGCCCCCCAUUUUCUGUGGCCGUUUGCGGUUCGGUACGCGGCGCAUCAGAUCAACCUUCACCCCAGGGUCUCCAUGCCGGAGACCUCCCCAGCUUUGCUGUGGACGGGGAAGGUUGGCGAUGCGUCUGCGUUCCGUGUCUGGGGAUCUCGGGCGUUUGUCCGCGACUUGUCUGCGGACAAGCUGUCCCCUCGUGCUGCUCCUUGCGUCUUCCUUGGCUUCCCCCCUGACGCGCCAGGGUGGCAGUUCUACCACCCCACCUCUCGCCGUGUUCUGUCCUCCCAGGACGUCACGUUUGACGAGUCGGUCCCCUACUACCGCCUCUUCCCCUACCGCACUCCGUCCCUCCCCCCGCCACCGCUCUUCCUUGUGCCAGGUCCCCCCCCGGUAGACCCCCUCCCCCCUCAGGGUCCUGCCCCUUCAGGUGUGUCCCAGGUAGACGCAGUCGAGCCUGUCGAGGUUACUGGUGACUCUGGUGCUGCUGAGGGUGCUGAGCCUGGGGGUGCUGACUCUGGGGGUGCUGAGCGUGUGGGUGCUACGCCUGGGGGUGCUGAGCCUGAGGGUGCUACUACUGGGGGUGCUGAGCCUGGGGGUGCUGAGCCUGGGGGUGCUACUACUGGGGGUGCUGAGCCUGGGGGUGCUGAGCCUGGGGGUGCUACGCCUGGGGGUGCUGAGCCUGGGGGUGCUACGCCUGGAGGUGCUGAGCCUGGGGGUGCGGAGCCUGAGGGAGCUGGGCCUGCUCGUGUGGCGUCUGGAGGUGCUGAGCCUGGAGGUUCUCCGGGUGCUUCGUCUCGGCGGGAGCCACUCUCUCCACAGGAGCUGCGAGAGUGGUUUGCCCGACGCUGGCGGCGUGCUGCUGGAGCUGGAGGUUCUUCGACUGCUGCGGGUGCUGGUGCCGCGGGUCCCGGAGGUGCUCGUACUGGGAGUACUGGAGCUGCUGGGCCUGCGGGUACGCCUGGAGCUGGAGCUGCUGAGGGUGUUGGCGCUGAGGCUACUGCUGUCGGUCCUGGAGGCGGUCCUACUGGGGGUGCUACUGGUGCUGCUGGAGGUAUAGGAGUUGGAGGUGCUGCUGGCGCUGGUGCUGCCGCUGGGGGUACUGGUGCUGUCCCUGCUGUGUCUGGAGUCGCCGCGCGGCCUCGGCCGUACUUCGUUCCGCUCCUUCAGCAGGUUCUUGGUCUCCCGCCUUCUACUGGUCCUCCUCCUCCCUUAGAGUGUCCACAGCCUGUCCCGUCCCAGUUACAGUUACAGCCGGCCUUCACACUGCCCGCUCCUUCUCCCUACACUGGUCCUACUGGAGGUCUGGCUGAGCGUCGUGAGCCUGCGUCUCGCCCUGCGUCGCCUGUCCGUCUUGCUCGCACUAGUGGCCGUGGUUUGCGUCAGCGUCCUCCUCCUGUCCCUGGCACGCACCGGAUGUCUCUGCGUCCGUCCACUGCUCCUCUGCGUGCCCCUUUGCCUUCUCCUCCUGAGUCCUCUCUUCCUGCUCUUCCCGACCCGGAGUCGGACUCUCUUCGUGCUGCCAGUCCUACUGUCACGCGUCUCCUUGCUACUGUCGUCACUGACCCUUCCUUUGAGUCCACUGCUGCGUCUGCCCUAGUUGCUGAGCUCGUCGACUUUGCUGCUCGCUGUCGUCUAGACUACGCUGCUAGUCUUGUCGUUGCGUCUGAGUCUGUCUGUCCUCCGUCCGUCGGGGGUGAGUGUGCCCUUGGCACGGACGUCCUUGAGGACAGGCAGGAGGAGUUCCAGUGUUUGGCUGCUGCUUCACCUCAUCUCGUGUCCUUACUGCUUACCCCUGAGGGAGACCCGGAUGCACUUGACAUCCCGACUCCGCGCUCUUACGCGGAGGCGAUAGAGGGUCCCUACUCCUCUCAGUGGCAGGCAGCUAUGGACACAGAGAUGGCUUCCUGGAAGUCCACAGGCACCUACGUUGACGAGGUUCCCCCGCCUGGGGCGAACAUCGUCAGUGGCAUGUGGAUUUUCAGGGUGAAGCGACCGCCGGGUUCUCCGCCUGUCUUCAAGGCACGUUACGUGGCUCGUGGCUUCAGUCAGCGGCAGGGAGUUGACUACUUUCAGACCUUCUCUCCCACCCCGGAGAUGACCACUCUUUGGGUACUGCUGCACAUAGCUGCUCACCGCGACUACGAGCUGCACUCUCUUGACUUCAGCACUGCUUUCUUGCAGGGCAGCCUGCACGAGGAGAUCUGGCUGCGUCGCCCACCUGGCUUCACUGGGUCUUUUCCUCCUGGCACCCAGUGGAGCCUCCGGCGGCCAGUCUACGGUCUCCGCCAGGCACCGCGUGAGUGGCACGACACACUGAGGACUACACUUGCGGCUCUUGGGUUUGCUCCCUCUACUGCCGACCCGUCGCUGUUUCUGCGCACCGACACUUCUUUGCCGCCGUUCUACAUCCUCGUGUACGUCGACGACUUGGUCUUUGCCACAGCUGACACUGCUGGACUCGCCCACGUGAAGUCCGAGCUGCAGAAGAGACACACGUGCACAGACCUGGGUGAACUGCGCAGCUACCUUGGCUUGCAGAUCACCCGGGACAGAGCACGCCGCACCAUUACCCUGACUCAGUCACACAUGGUGCAGCAGGUCCUUCAGCGCUUCGGCUUCACAGCUUGUUGGCUGCCUCAUGUACCUGAUGACCUGCACACGACCUGA
Closterium sp. Naga37s-1 is the source of this 5163-nucleotide messenger RNA. Lineage: Eukaryota; Viridiplantae; Streptophyta; Zygnematophyceae; Desmidiales; Closteriaceae. The record is from the annotation of a GenBank genome assembly.